Coregonus clupeaformis (lake whitefish) is the source of this 3943-nucleotide messenger RNA. Its product is annotated as transcription factor SOX-4. Gene Ontology annotation, biological process: cell differentiation; anatomical structure morphogenesis; positive regulation of transcription by RNA polymerase II. The transcript has a single exon. Lineage: Eukaryota; Metazoa; Chordata; Actinopteri; Salmoniformes; Salmonidae. Bases 540 to 1700 code for a protein of 386 amino acids. Gene Ontology annotation, molecular function: DNA-binding transcription activator activity, RNA polymerase II-specific; RNA polymerase II cis-regulatory region sequence-specific DNA binding. The record is from RefSeq and is a predicted model, not a curated record.
CGUUGAACGUUAUGUUUACAGUAUACUAACAGACCGAUAAAGAAAGAGAGGACUAUGAAAAAGUGCGACACUUCCAUUCUUCCACAUGGUUCUCUCACUGCUAAGGCGAGCUGCGCAGACAGCGAUAUUAUACCUCUCAUAGGAAAGUUACAGUGUUGUUUUCAGCAGCGAGGUCCUCUAGGUAUCACAGGGCGAGUUUUCAGUCGCACUGGCAGUUGAACGUUUGAGUUCAGAACGUUGAAGAUUUUAAUGAGUUAUUUCGUUUCUCUUUUGGAAGAUUUACGCGCCCUAGAGACUAAGUGCGCAGCGUCUUCAAAACGGACUGAACAGACAGAGCACUGAACAGAAAGACAGAGGAAGACUUGCAAUAACUUUUACGCAUUCCGUCCGUGUGGUUACAUAAACAUACGUUUAUUGAGAGACUGAAAGUAAACUGAUGAUAUAACAACACUGGCAACUUUUACGCACUUUCACAACAUAACAACAUAAUUCAGAACAGCAUUUUUUUUAAAUUAGGUUUUCUGUCUAACCGAGAGACAAUGGUACAGCACACGAGCCACGCAGAGAGCACGGAUCCCUUCUCUCCCGGUGGGGACUCCACCGAUACCGGGGAUAUGGACUUGGAGAUGGACGCGUCUCCUACUCCCGGGUCUCCGCUAUCCUCCACGGGAGGGGACCGAGGCAACGUCGCCUGGUGUAAAACCCCCACGGGACACAUCAAGAGACCGAUGAACGCAUUUAUGGUGUGGUCUCAGAUCGAGAGGAGAAAGAUCAUGGAGCAGAGCCCGGACAUGCACAACGCCGAGAUCUCCAAGCGGCUGGGCAAGCGCUGGAAACUGCUCAAAGACACAGAUAAGAUCCCGUUCAUCCGGGAAGCAGAGCGGCUGAGACUCAAGCACAUGGCCGACUACCCUGACUACAAGUACCGGCCACGGAAGAAGGUUAAAACGCCCAGCUCCAAGACAGAGCGGGGAGAGAGGGGAGAGAAAAGCGCAGAUAGGAGCGGGGGUUCUAAGUCCUCCUUGAAAAGAAGCUCUGGGUCUAGGGGGAACAGCAGAGCGCACAAGCCGGGCCAGGGGAGCGCCAAGCUGCCUACCCAGGGGCAGGAGUGUGCGUCUCCCGCGGAUCACCACACGCUCUACAAAUCCAGGUCAGUGACUGGUGCCCGGCAGAUACCAGAAAAGCCAGCCAGGCGCGGCUUCAUGUUUAGCGGGGGAGGGAGCUUAGACAGCGGGCCACCCUCUGUGGGAGUCCCGGGCAGUCCCGCCCUGAGCAGCUCGUCUGAGUCUAGUGACCCGAUGAGCCUGUAUGAAGACCAGGCGACGGGGACGAGCGAAGCGCGUUCCUCCAACCCUUCAUCAUCCUCACCAUCAUUGGCAGCCCGCCUCAGGUACACACGUGCGUCCUCUCCAACCCCGUCCGCCUCUCACUCCUCUUCCUCCUCUCUCUCUUCUUCCUCUGAUGAAGAACUGGAGGACGAGCGGUUCGAGCUACAGCCGAGCCCCGGGUUUGAGAGCAUGUCUCUGGGCAGCAUGGGGCCAUGUGAGUCGGAGCUCGACAGAGAUCUGGACUGGAGCUUCGGGGAGUGUGGUGCGGGAUCUCACUUUGACUUCCCCGACUACUGCACCCCCGAGGUCAGCGAGAUGAUCUCGGGAGACUGGCUGGAAUCCACCAUCUCCAACCUCGUCUUCACUUACUGAGCGGCGGAAAGGAGAGAAAACACAGAGAACACGAGUAGAAGAAGAGAAGCCUUGCGCAACACUAAAGCCCAGUGAGUGUUAAAGAAGAAUCUUUAGACGUUCUUUCAGAUUAUUGGGGAGUGAAAUGUGCGCUGAACUAUCCUCUCGUUUUGGAAAGAAUAGCCUAAUAUUAACGACAUGUGUUUAGGUUAUUCGGGCAGGGUGUGUGUAUAAAAACAUCAUCAUCUGUUCCAUGUGGGUAUUGACACAGAUCAAAGACACGAACUGGGACAGACAGGGGCGCAUUGUUGCCUAGUGGGCAGGGCAGAAGGAAAGUGCAUAGCUUGCAUUUGGAGAGAGAAGAGAGAAGGACUCUGAGCCCGCCUCUGUUAGAAGUGACACAGACACACACAGACACACACCCAUGGACUUACUGAACUGAAGUAUUCAACCCAGCCCACAGGAGGAGGUUUGUGAGUUGAUGGUGAACAUGACUGUAUGGGUAAAGGGGCUUUUGGAGAGCUUGACGUUGCCAUGGAGAUGAACGCAGUAUAAGUGACCCACUCUAGUUGUUGUCCCCUGUGUGGAUGAGGUUUAUGGAGGUAAUAUUCAGGUUGGUUUUUCUGAAGCUUAACAUGCAUGCACUCCCUUAUGGAGUAUUCUGUACUGUUACAUUGACUGAUGAAUCUGAAAUAAUAAUGUUUAGUACAAUGUCAUUACCGCGCUGAGUGUGUGUGUGUGUGUGUGUGUGUGCGUGCGUGUGUGUGUGUGUGUGUGUGUGUGUGUGUGUGUGUGUGCGUGCGUGCGUGCGUGCGUGGAGUGUGUGUGCGUGCGACCACAGAACACAGUUCACAAUCACCAGCUUUCCUCUCAACGGCAGGACUUUUAAUGAACAACUCAAACUCAGAAUCUUUUCUCUGAAACCUUUUACGCUCUGAAUGCACAUUUCAGGACCAAUUCCCUUACUGCGCAACGCCUAGUGCAUCUGGCUGUAGUUAUUCUAAAUCAGAUGCCGUUUUUUAUAUCGAUGUAUUUACACCAGCCGAACAUGUUGUUUUUUUAUACUUUGAAGUAUUGUUAUGGUAUAAUAGGUCUCGUUUGUGUGUAAACCAUGCACCUGUCUGCAUCCCUGUGCAGGAGGGCUAGAAGUGUAUCUUAUUUAAAUGUUGAUAUUUCUCACUUUUUAAAGGAGAACUCAGUAAGUGUCAUUUUCUAUACGUGUAUUUUUGUAACAAUAUCUAUGGAGGGGGGUGCCAGUAGGUGGUGGUUUGGAUUCCUGAUGUUCAAAGCCAGAGGGUCUGUUGUCACAUAAUCUGCUCCCCGCUACAAUGUUUACACUUGACAGUAUUGCGCCACAUGCUUCUUAAAGGCACAGUGUCUAUAUUUCACCAGCCGAGUAAACAAACACACGCUACUACACUGGCGUGUCAGGGCUGCACCCAGUGACUGUUUCAACAGUGGAUUGGCAUAACCUGGACCCAGAUCUGUUUGUGCCAUCUUGUCAAGUCCUUGUCAAGGAGUGGCAAGACGGCAGAAACAGACUGGUACCCAGGCUAUAUCAGAAUUGUUAAAGAGAUGAAAUAUGCUGUUGGAUUGAGAGAAAACAUCGGUAUGCUUUUGUGGUGAUGUGUUUGAUUUUGAAACCACUGGAUGGAAUGUGACACUCACACAUUCUAAAUGCCUAUUUGAGUCAGAGGGAGGUGGAGAAAGGUGUAUGAAGUGCUUCGAUCAUCUAUCAUUGCGCAAUUGCAUAAUACGAAUAUUUAAUCGUUUUUUCUUCCUGUUGGCUUACUUGGCUAAGACUAGCUAGCUAAUUGUUUUCCUAUAUUAUGGCAUGGCAAAUUAGCAAUUGUAUUUCAGAUUCAGGUAUAUGUAUAGCUGUUGUGUUGAAGAUUUUUUUGGGGGGAAUAUCAAUUGAAGAUAUUUAUGUUUAUUGACUGUACUAUAAAGCAGAUAAGAUUGUGUUUCUAUGUAUAAUGAUCAACGACAGACACAAAAAUUGCCAUCUUUUGUCAUUAUGAUGUUAAAGAUGAUUGUGGUCCAGGAUUUUCUGUCUUAAAACCAUUUUUUAUUUGUUUUCAUUUGUGCAAUACGCUGUGUGUAUGGAUCAUAUGUUUCCUCCAAUCGUACCAUAUCUCAUUUGAAUAUAGAACUCAACGCCAGCCAAUCGGGUCAAUGACUGCCUCAGACCUCUGUACAGAUCAUUUUUAUUUGUUUGUUUGUUUAGUUUUUUCAAGACGGAAAUAAAAUCAGCUGGAACUGAA